CACCACUACGAACGACACAUGUCGAGCGUGCUUUAUGCACACAUUAUGUGCUCAGCCGACCUUCCAUCCAUGGAUGGGUUUGCGCGCGAUGUUGCCAGUGCCCCUCAUCGCGACGACGUGAUGUACCUGUCGCGCAGAGUGCCCCGCGACGGUGACGUAGCUGGGCGCCUUUGCUUACCUGGUAGGACCGCCGACCACACCCUUCCUGCAAGAAUCUUAUCACAACGUACCGAGCUAGAGCGAAAGAGUCCCAUUACACAUCAGCUUCUGUAGCUUGCAAGUGGGGUGGGAUUAUGCGCUACGAUCUGACCGAGACCUUGUUUCAUGCUGACGAGGCAAUGUCAUGUGUGAGGAGGUUCACUUGUAGCGUUGAUGCCUCGGACCUUUAAAGCGAGCCGCUGCCUGACAGUCCCCACGUCUCUCCUUCAUCAUCAUCAACAACAUCUCAUACAACCAACCCAUCACAUUUGCCAACGCCUUUUCAGUAAGACAACAACAGUCAAUAUGCCUUCCUACAUUGUCACCUGCAAGGAGGAUGCCAGCCCCGAGCAAGUCGAGGAGGUCAAGAAGCACACCAAGGACCAGGGCGGCAAGAUUGGCCACGAGUACAGCAUCAUCAAGGGCUUCUCGGUCACCUUUGACAACGACGCCGUGACCACCCUUGAGAGCCACCCACACGUCAAGAAUGUCGAGGCCGACGGUGUCAUGAAGACUCAAUAAGCGUGGCAUCCGCAGAGGACAUGGCUGCGCGACGACGUCUGCAGCAAAGGGAUGGGAUAGACAUGCUCCUACCUCUAGUUGAAUCUAGCCAGCACAAUCUAUGUCUCUACCUAUAAGACUUGCCGUCG
Molecule: messenger RNA, 848 nt
Organism: Emericellopsis atlantica
Lineage: Eukaryota; Fungi; Ascomycota; Sordariomycetes; Hypocreales; Bionectriaceae
Exons: 4
Coding region: 373-720 (115 amino acids)
Biological process (GO): vacuole fusion, non-autophagic
Molecular function (GO): endopeptidase inhibitor activity
Source: RefSeq, a predicted model, not a curated record